GGAUUUAGUUCAUGAGUUAGUUGUUACCUAGAUAAUGUUUCAUCACCUGUUCUUGACCUAAAAAGAAUUAAUUUGGUCUUAUCAGGACAAAUAUUUCACAGGCUGAGCUUUUAUAUUAGCCGAGAAAUGAAUAUAUUAUACGUAUUCAGUUUUAAUGCAUUUCUUUUAAAUUUGCAGCAGUGGGAGACAUACUUAUGAAAAGAAGUGUUCGUCCCUGGCUUUUUCCAAACAUCAUAUUCAAUAACUCUGAAUACGGAAACACAGAGAGCUUUCUAUACAAAUGGUUGCAUACACAUCAAAUGAAAUUUAUAGCAAACAGAAAGAAAGAGUUCUAUUUCAAAGGAGAAUGGAUAUGCAGAUAAAUCACAAGAAAAUGAAGUUGGGCACGAUACUGUUCUUCAGGAUAUAGGCUUCUGUGUUGUGCGUUGCUGCAAAAACAUCCACAGUGAUAGAGCUUACGAAGAAUUGUAUGGAAUAUUUGGGGACUCCCAUCGUGACACCACUGUGCGAAGAUUUACAAGAAAUGAAAUAUUUAGAAUGUGUGAUCAAAGAAACUCUGAGACUCUAUCCCAGGAAUUGGACGAAGAUGUAAAACUAGAUAGUUGCCUCAUAUUAGCUGGUACAACUAUAGCAUUUUUGCCAUAUUUUAUGCAUCGCCAUCCAGACUAUUUUCCUGAACCAGAGAAAUUUGAUCCUGACAGGUUUUCUCCUGACAGAGCUCAAGGAAGGAGUCCUUAUGCUUAUAUACCAUUUAGUGCAGGUCCUAGAAACUGUAUAGGGCAAAGAUUUGCCAAGAUGGAAAUGAGAUCGCUCGUCAGCAAAGUUUUGGGGAAUUACAAAUUAUUACCCGGAACAACAGAACUUCUUUUAUGUUCUGAACUGGUUUUGAGAAGUGUUACAGGUAUAAACAUCAAG
Molecule: messenger RNA, 915 nt
Organism: Gryllus bimaculatus (two-spotted cricket)
Lineage: Eukaryota; Metazoa; Arthropoda; Insecta; Orthoptera; Gryllidae
Source: the annotation of a GenBank genome assembly